Molecule: messenger RNA, 2426 nt
Organism: Frankliniella occidentalis (western flower thrips)
Lineage: Eukaryota; Metazoa; Arthropoda; Insecta; Thysanoptera; Thripidae
Gene: Cpsf6
Product: cleavage and polyadenylation specificity factor subunit 6
Exons: 14
Coding region: 107-2383 (758 amino acids)
Biological process (GO): mRNA alternative polyadenylation
Cellular component (GO): mRNA cleavage and polyadenylation specificity factor complex
Molecular function (GO): mRNA binding
Source: RefSeq, a predicted model, not a curated record
GAUCCUCCAGCUUCCGUCAGGCGUUCAUAACCAUAACUUCCGGUUGCCCUCGCGUCCCAUCGCGGCGUCUGUGCUGCUUCGCACCAUUUUCAGCAUUCGUAGGAAAAUGGCGGAUGGCGUGGAUAUUGAUUUAUAUGCCGACGAUUUAGAAGAAGGAUUUGGACAGCAGGAUGAAUUUGGUAAUGAUGGUGUUGACCUCUAUGAUGACGUCAUUGGUGCACCGUCAAGUGGUGGUGAGGGUGAAGCCCCUGCCACUCAACAGUUGAAUACAAGCAGCAGCAGUUCCACUGCUCCAGCUCAGACUAAUGAAAGGUCCCCAAACAAUGGGGGACCAUCUUACCAUCAUGGCAAUAACAAUUCUCAAUCCAAUCAUGGCGGAAGACGCUACCAACUGUAUGUUGGUAAUCUGACUUGGUGGACUACAGACCAAGAUAUAACAGAAGCAGUUCUUAGUAUUGGAGUAAAUGAUUUCCUUGAAGUUAAAUUUUUUGAAAACAGAGCAAAUGGACAAUCGAAAGGGUUCUGUGCCAUCUCUCUUGGCUCUGAAGCAAGUAUGCGUAUGUGCAUGGACCGUCUCAGCAAAAAAGAGCUUCAUGGACAGUGUCCUGUUGUAACUUUCCCCACCAAGCAAGCUCUUAAUCAAUUCGAAUCUCAAUCCAAGACUCGACCUGCUCCUACCCCCAAUUCAGGACAUCACCAGCAAGGACCACAUGGACCCCGAGGGCCUCAUGGACCUCAUGGUCCACACCCUGGCGGGCCACGAAUGAUGAUGGGUCCACCUCAAGGCAUCCGUGGCCGUAUGCCACCCCCCGGUAUGCCUCCACCUGGAGGCCCAGGAGGUCCUCGCAUGCCUGGCCCACCUGGGAUGGGGCAUCAAGGACAUCCUCAAGGCCCUCCCAAUCAAGGACCACCUCCUUUCCAGCAUAACAAUUGGAAUGGACCACGAGCAAAUGGCAUGUCAGGCCCUCCUCCAAUUGGUCCCCCUCAGCAAGGUCCUCAAGGUCCCCCACAGCAGAGACCACCACCUGGCAUGGUGGGCCAGUAUGACUACCCGCCAUUCCAAGUUCCUCCACCAGGCCAAGUUCCUCCCAGAGGCCCUCCACCAGGUCCUGGUGGGCCUGGUGGGCCCGGACCUGAUCAGAGAGGUCCACCACCCAGACCUGAUUGGAGCAGACCACCAGGCAUGCCCCACCAUGGGCAGCCACAGGGAUUCCCACAACACCAGCCCCCACCAAUGCAAGGGCCACCCCCAGGUCAGGGUCCGCCCCCAAGGGGCCCACCCCCCGGCCAGAUGGCUGGUCCCGGCGGUCCGCCGCCACCUCACGGAGGCCCUCCACCACAAGGUCCCCCUGCCCCUCACGUGAACCCAGCUUUCUUUGGCGGUCACCAGCCUCAAGGUCCACCCCCGCACGCGCACCCUGGACACCCCGCUCACGCUCCUCACCCUCACCCCCAGCACCCAGCCCACCCAGUGCCCCCGCAGGGUCCUCCUCAUGGCCCCCCUCACGGUCCCCCUCAAAUGGCUCCUCACGGGCCGCCCCAUGCGUAUGGACCACCGCCUCCAGCAACCCAGGUACGCGGUUGGCCCAACAGUGAUCGCGUUCCUUAUGGCGCUCCACCACCUGACCACAGACCAGAUGGUCCACCACCCAUCAGUGAGACAGAAUUUGAAGAAAUCAUGGGGCGUAAUCGUACUGUUUCAAGUUCAGCUAUCGCUCGUGCUGUGUCAGAUGCUGCUGCAGGUGAAUAUGCCAGUGCUAUUGAAACGCUAGUGACAGCCAUUUCUCUCAUUAAGCAAUCAAAAGUUGCUAAUGAUGACAGGUGUAAGAUCCUUAUCAGCUCCCUCCAAGAUACUCUUCAUGGAGUUGAAACAAAGAGUUACGGCUCUGGACGAAGAGAUCGCUCCAGGUCUCGCGAUCGUGAUCGCCACAGGAGAAGAGGUCGUGACCGGUCCAGGAGCAGAGAUCGGGAGUACGGAGAUAGGAGGAGCAGCAGAGACCGUGACCGGGAAAGAGACCGUGAAAGGGAGAGGGACAGAGAAAGGUACUAUGCAGAGACAUACUCCAGAGAAAGGGCUGCAGAACGAUCCAGAAGCCGAGACAGGGAACGGGAACGAGAAUAUAGAGAACGCAGCCGUGAAGACAGUUCUACUCGUCAAUCGGUCCGUGCCCGUGCUAAGUCUCCAGAAGUCCCUGAUGCUGGACCUAUUGUCAGCUCCAAAUCAAGAUAUUAUGAUGAACGUUAUAGAGAGAGAGAUCGUGAACGUGAGCGAGAAAGAGAGAGAGAUCCCACUGCAAGGAGAGAGCCUGAACGUGAGAGAGAGCGGGAUAGAGAAAGACGGGAGGAAAGAGAGUCUUCUCACCGAAGCUCUACCCGCCAUUAAUGCCACAUUCCAAAUUAAUUUGAGCUAUUUUGUGGCCCUUAAA